UACGCCUACACUUAGGACACCAUAAGCUGUAUCACCAGUAUGCUAUAUUUUACUGUGCGUUAAUAGAAUGUUUAUUAUGCACGGUUCACUGGGUGUACGCCCACGACUACACACAGAUCGAUUUUUCAAUACAGUAUUUAAAACUUGUCCAAUUUAUUAUGGUCAUCCAUUUUUACUUAAGCCAUACAGCUAGGUUGCUGAAGAAAGAACGACUGAUACGGAGAGUUCUUGAACCAUUUCUGCUGAUGAAUUUUGUAUAUUUCACUGUUGUAACUAUAAUGGCUAUAGUGUUAACUAAAAACAGUUGGAUUGAAUGUUUACAACCGUAUUGGUUGAUGCUCUCAACAGUAGAGUUUGUAGUUGUUCAAGUUUUCUUUGUUGCUGGUAUUGUUAUUACAAGAAAAUUGAACGAGGUUAGACAGCUUGACUCAGCCAGAAACGCACAGAAGAGAGACCUCUGGGGUUUAAUCAUCGUGUUUGAAGUAUCGGCUUUUGUAACAUUGGUCUAUGACAUCACUGUGAGCAUUUUGGGUACUGAAGAAAGAGGCUGUAGUGAUAUUUUUAAUAACAUGCAGUCCGUCUACACAGCUGUUUAUGCUUUUGUAAACAUUUUUAAGAUAAUGCUGCCUAUGUGGGCAAUGUUAUGUGUCUUCCAUGCACCGAGUAAACAGGAAAAUGGACCAAAUAACUUUUCUAUCAAUAGUGACAACCGUUCUGUUUUUCAGCCAAGAUCCCCAAGGCAUUACAAUAGAUUGUCUUACCCUGACUUGAGAACUGCUGCUUGCCCACAGUAUGUCAAUACUCCUCGGCGAAGCCAGUCGUAUGCAACCAUGCCUUCAAUAGAAGAGGAAGACACCAAUUACCUCAUCACAUAACCUUAGCAAUAGUCGACAUACAUUUGC
Saccoglossus kowalevskii is the source of this 902-nucleotide messenger RNA. RefSeq lists its product as uncharacterized. NCBI's taxonomy places the organism in Eukaryota, Metazoa, Hemichordata, Enteropneusta, Harrimaniidae. The record is from RefSeq and is a predicted model, not a curated record.